Messenger RNA from Caenorhabditis elegans, 1554 nucleotides. RefSeq names its product F-box domain-containing protein (gene Y26E6A.2). The record is from RefSeq and is marked reviewed. NCBI's taxonomy places the organism in Eukaryota, Metazoa, Nematoda, Chromadorea, Rhabditida, Rhabditidae.
AAAAAGAACAUGGCCGACCUAGACAUCCUGGAAUUGUUUCGGGCCGUUCCAUUCUUCCCCGAUGCAAAAGAUCGUGUCAACAAUGAAAUGAACCGUAUGAAGGAGGACAUGGAGAUCCUUCUCAAUACAUGGACCGUUGAAGAAAUCCGUUCAAUAUUCAACGGGCCCACACGUUAUAGGUGCCUAAUUGAGCAACUUCAAGGUGAAACUCUAACGGAAAAAUGCAGCAGUGCGUUGAGAGUUGGUGGAUUCACAUUUCUCACUGAUGCUAUUCAUCUCUGCGACUUUACGAUGGCAGAGCAUCUUAGGCUUACAAAAAUGAAUGUGUUCUCUCAUCUGAUCUCUCGUGACAACUUCUUCCGGCCGAAAAGUAAAAAUGUGGAAACCAAGCACAUCGAGCAAGAUGAUGUGAAAUUGUUCGAUCUCUUAAAACUUCCUCCGGAGAUGAUAGAGCAGAUCAUGCAACGAUCGGCUUACAAAGACGCUCAAAGUCUAGCAAUCACGUGCAGUGCUGCCAAUAACAUUUACCGACAGAAUAGUCUGAAAAUGGUGCUCCCAGAUGUCAUUUUGAUUCUUGACUUCUCCAGUGGCGAGAUGAAUGUCCGAUGGAUAUUGGAGAAAAAUCAACAAGAAAAUGAAAGCGAUCCAGACUCUGAAAAAUGCUUGAAUCAAUCCGAAGUCAACGAGAAGAAGAAAACCCAGCUGCUGCGUAACACAACUAUUUUAAAAAUUGUCACCACUGAUGAUUUCGAACCGGAAUACUGUGAAGCUGUGCACAACUUCGUUGGAUCCAGAACAUUUAAAAGAAUCAUUGUCAAGGGUUUCGAGUACACGGAGAAUUUGAAAAUGAUGGUGGAAAUGUUUGACAAAGAAGUUGUGGAGAUUGAAGUGAACGCACUAACUGACGACUUCAUUCCGUUCCCAGAUAUCAAAACCAUAUCCAUCCGCGACACUCUCAACAGGGAUCACGGAGAACGGCUCUUUUCUGCGAAGCAUUUUGUCAACAUCAAUUGUGCUCUCAACAAUAUCGACACAUUCCGAAAAGCUCUUCGUGAUUGGGAUAAUGGACACCGAGAAGUUGGUAGAUGGGUAAUUCUGAAACAAUUCACCAUCUUCCAAACACCCUUUGGUAGACGUCAUCGGCCGAAGACUUCCUUCCGAAAGGGGUAUUUGGAGUUUAUCAGUGAGCUCAACUCAUCACAAAUGCCACAUGGAGAAAUAACCGAAUACGUUUUUCACGAGACUAAUUAACAUGAUUCUUAGCGAAAAUGAAACCAACUAAUCUACUUUUAUGAGAAAAUUAUUUAUUUCUUACAUUCCCUAAAAUUUUCUAUAUAACAAUUUUUCUAUAGUUUUUUAUAACAGUUUUUUGUAAUAUUUGUUGUCACUAAUUCUUGUUCAUCUCAAAAACUAUUAGACUCCAACCCGGUUUUUUUUUCACACAGCUCAUUCCACUUCUAAGUUAUUGUUUUGUUUUGUCAAAUCUCCAAUUCCCAAGCAAAUCUAUUAUCCAGUCAUUCAUGUUGAUGAAACAAUAAACUUUGGUACACUUUU